AAACGGGAGACGUGCACCAGCACAGGGUAUAUGAUGUCUCAGAGUGAACCACUACCUCCAGCAUCCAGCACAGAGAAGUAUCCCAAGAUCUUCAUCAACACAGAACAGAAAAACAUGGGAAGGGUCUAUCCAUUCUCAGCCCAUGAUAACCAAGCUGCACUGCAAGAUACCAUCACCGUAUUUGAUGAUGGAUUAGGCCGCAAGAAGUGCCUGGACGAGCGUAGACAACAUAACUCCCACUUCUGCCUGUGCCACCAUGGAAGUGUGAGUGGCGUGGGGGAGACGAGGGGAGACUUCUCAGCCUAUCAGACAGACUACCAGGACCGCCAGGACACAGAGGGCUCCUCCACCAGCAGGCGUUUUCCCAGUAACCAUCUUGACAGGUCCACUGUGGCAGCUGCUGCCCAGGCAGGAGAGCACUUUAUGUGGUUCGGGAGGCAUGAUGAGGACCGUCCUGUGCCCCUUGAAGUGCUGGCAGCUACCAACUACUCCUCCUCAUCCAAGCCGUCCAGACACUCCUACCAUAUCAGGCAUUAGAUGAAUACACCAUAUUACCCAAAUACUCUUCUUUAGGAAAUCACAAAGCAACACAUCUUGAUAGUUCUC
Molecule: messenger RNA, 606 nt
Organism: Oncorhynchus masou masou (cherry salmon)
Lineage: Eukaryota; Metazoa; Chordata; Actinopteri; Salmoniformes; Salmonidae
Gene: tex36
Product: testis expressed 36
Exons: 3
Coding region: 31-537 (168 amino acids)
Source: RefSeq, a predicted model, not a curated record